UGUUGCAUGAGGUGUGUUUUACAAUAGAGAGAGCGAAUGAUUGAGUGUUACGUUUGUGUAUUGCGUUAUUUAAGUCUGAAAAUUUUCAUAUAAACAGAUGUUGUGAGGCUAACUUUCAAUCAUGCUCGCCACGAUACUGUUUGAUAAGGUUAGCUGGAAGUGUCAAAACGAACUGUCAAUGUGUUCUCAAGAGCAGCAGUUGCGGCCGAAGCCGCUCGUGUACAAAAAAAGUCUCAAGUAUCACCAUUGGUCGAAAGAAUAACGUCUUCAGAAUAUGAAAUAAACCAAAGGGCAUAUAUUUUGCAAAUAUUGUAUUUUAAGAAAUAUUUCGAACACAAGACAUAAAAGAUGCAUCCAGAGUGUAAAAAGUUAGGUCUUCCACUUGAUGAGGAUCACAGUCAUUGUCAGACCUGCAUUAAAGUUAAAGAAUGCAAAGCAAAAGGACUGAGAACUGAGAAAUGUGGUAUUAUUGACUGCCCAAAUGAUUGUGGAUUUAUGUUCCACAAAUGCAAAACGUCAGAACAUUUACUAUUGUGUCUGAAUUUAAGAGUUCCUUGCAUUAAUUCUGGAAAUGGGUGCCCAUUUACCAUGCCUCGCAAAGAGAGGGGAAAACACUUGGAGACUUGUCCUGCCAGUGUCGUCGUGUGUACAGUGGAAUGGAACCGUUGGCCAACAUGCAAGAUGAAAGGACCACAUUUGCCUCGACAAUCACAUAAAUCAGGACAACUAGAUGCCGAUUUAGCCCAAAGUGAUGAGCGAGCCUUAGUAAAGUCAUUUGAAAAUCCCAUGUGGAAAAGACAGUACCGACACUGUUGUAAUAAUUUCUUCCCAGCAAUUCCUGUAUCAAAGGAGAAGGAUGGUAUUGAGCUCGUUUUCAAUGACACACAAGAUGGACUUUCUUCACAGGAGAGCUCUCCAGCUGUUCCUGUAUCGAAACAAAUUGAUUGCAAUGAAGGAACUUUUGUUGAGGCUUUAGAUGGUUCAUCUUCUCCAGAAAAAUCUAUAGGUCAGCUGAACACCAGCAGCAGCGAUGAUGUUACUGAAUUUGAGUCUGAUCAAGAGCAAUGCAGUUCUUCCACAAACAAAAGAGUCUAUAAUUUUGUGUCAAAUGAGACACCAGUUUCCAGUACAUCAUUGUCAAAUAAUAUUGAGGCAGAAGCUGUGGAGCAGCACAGUAAUGCAAAUGAAAAUGGUAUUGAUACUUUUUCAGAGAUUUCUUCAGUUGUUCUGCCUUUGUCGUUUUCAUUAAGUCUUACCAUUGAUAGACUCCCAAGAAGUCAGAGCAAACCAAUGGACAUAUACACAUUCUUAUGUGCUCAGGAGUUCAGACGAGAUGAUUAUGGUUGGCACUAUAAGAAUGUACACUGCGAUAUUCAAGGUGGAUUGGAUGGAUGGGUGGAAUAUCGUUGCCCAUUAGCACAGUAUGGCUGCACAUACAGUAUUAAAAGAUUGCACCCAUGUAAGUUGGGAGCAUCUGUGAUUCACAGUGAAGAGCUUGAAAGUUUUGGAUUCAAGGAGACUGCUAACAGCAUUGAAGAAUCACAUUCAGAUUCUGACCAACAGCAGCUGCAUUUGGCUGAACUGCCAUUUGAGUUACUGAGUCAAAUAUGCUUAUACUUGGACUCAUUCAGCUUGUGCAAUCUCUCAAAGACCUGUCGUCGCCUGAGAAGUGUAUGUUUCUCUCGUCUGAAAGAAAGAGGCAUAAUUUUGCAGCAGUGGAACAAAAUUUUAGUCAAUGGAAGAGUUUCUUGGGUGACCAGCAAAGUGAAAUGGGUAUUCAGUACUGCAUUCAGCCCUAUUGAGGGCUGGGUUCACACAAACUCAGGAAAUAUGUCUGACCAUUUACAUCACUGUGCUUAUAAUGUCAGACAUUCGUAUGAUGAGCAGUAUUAUCGAGUAAUACCACAUGAGCUAACCCGCCGAAUAGAACUAAAAUGUUCCACCCAAAACGUAACGUUAACACACAUAGAGAACGUGUGGUGAUGCAGUAACUCAGUAUAUCUUGUAUGAGAGGAAUAUGGAUAUCAUCAAACCUCGCAAGUGUGACAUCUCCAUUUAGAAGUUGGUUCAGAAGCACCAAACUUCUUUUGUGGCUUCAUUAAAGUUUUCCAUAUGUGUCCCUGUCUUUAAGCAUCUAAUGACAUGACAAGAUCAAAAGAAAAUAGUAUGACGUAUACUGAUGGAGAUGGAAAUGUGAAGACUUUUUUUCAGUACUAAGAUAACUACUGCCUACAGUAAAAGUUUAAUUAACGCACUGCCCAGGUUUUACAUUUAAUAUUGGAUAUUACUUGUUAUUUAUUUCUUACUAUGGCAACAUAGAACUGAAUUAUAAAGUUCCUUGUACUACCCUUUUUUAACAUUUUUUAAAAAAUAUUUAUAAUGUGCAAUGUUGACAUUUUUCUUUGUAAUGAAGGAAUUGUGAUGUGCAACAUAUAGUGAAACUAACCUUCUCAACAUUGAAUUAUGUGCAACCAUGUGAGUCAGAUUUGGUUCAUAGGUAAAGCACAGUCCUUUUUCUUUACUUUCUGUUGAGCAAGAGCACUGCCUAAAUAGUACUUACUGUUGCUAAAUAGGUUGUUGCUGCUGAUGUAUGAACAUAUAUUGCACAUUAUGUUGUUCUAAUUUUUUAUUUCUAAAAUAUGUUAUUAGUAUCGAUUUAUUAAAUUGAAUUUAUUCCUGUUACAGGCACAUUUGAAAGUUUCCAGAACUGUCAAUUUCAAGACUGGUUCUGCACAGCCAUCCUAUUUUGUUUUCAGAUUCCUAACACCACCUCAAUGUAUUUAAUAGGUGCAGGACUUUUUUAUGUUCCUUACUCAGUGAUGCUUCCAGUUAAUGUUUGUAGCUUUUGUCAGUUACUUCUCUGUCUCAGUAUUUCAGUCAAGCUUUCUUUAAGAGAUAAUUCAUUUUAUUCCAGUUUACAAUUCCUAAAGCUUUCUUCAAAUUUUUGUGUCAUAAAAGUCUCUCCAUUACAAUUAACUGUAAGAGUGUGUUUGCUUCCUAAAAGUCUUUACUUUUUAUAUGGCCUAAUAAAUUGUUCUCCAAUAUCAGUCUCAGUUUUCUGUGCAUUAAACUGACAAAGAGGUGACAGCUCAUUUCAUAAAUUUCACACGUAGGGGGUUCAUGUUCUUUUCUAAGCAUGGUGAUCACUGAAAAUUUGAUAGUACAUUUCUUGUUUAAUAGAUUAUGGACAGAGAAAGAAUAUUGCAAAAUUUCUUAACAUGUUCAUAGUUCUACUAAAAGUUUUCCACUUUCGUUUCUUUGCUCUUAUUGUUCAUUUAAUUUUAAACGGUUUGAGCCACUGGUUUCUUUUGUAUGGAGGUAUUCUUAAUUCAGGUAAUAAAAGAAAUUUUGAUUUUGUAAUUACAAAUGGCAAAAUGAUUGAAGUUUUAAAAGUUGUUUAAAAUAUCUGUCCCAUAACAAUCUGUCUCAGUCUUUAAGGAUUCUUCUGUCCCAUAACAAUCUAUCUUGGUCUUUAAGGAUCUAAACAGCAAUAUUAGAUCUAAUCAAAGAUAAUGUAAAGUGUUUCUCUAAUGGGCAUGAUUUUAUGUAUGCAGUCAGGCAUGAAUUUGCCCAAAAAGUGUGGACCCAAAUCCCCAUCUCGCCAUUGUGAUUGAAGUAAUUACCAUUAUGAUUUCUAUAAUAUUCAUGGCCAGUUUUCUUCUUCUUCACCCAACAUAGCUUGAGCUAAACUUUAGUGUCCACAGAAUAUGCAUUUAGAUUGUUGAGCAUAACGUUAAAGGAUAACUGAUUCCUUCCUACUAUCCUGCGGAAGUGGUGGUGCUACCAUUUUACAAGUGCUUUAAUACAGCCAUGGUUCCACAAGGUAAAACAUGUUACUUGUUUCUGAUGUGAUAGUUAUACACCGAUUUUUGUGACAUGAUCAAUUAAAAUGCAGCAAACAUCAAUAGAUACAAAAAGCAGCAUGCCAGAACAACUUAAUACCUCUGAGACUAAUAAGUACAGAAAACUGACUUGAUAUUAUUAGUACUAGGACAGUGAGUAUUGCAUUGAAGAUAGAGAAAGUAGGGGUGAUCAAGAGCUGAAAACUAUUAGACUAUUUCAAAUUAUAUUGGAAAGUGUAUCACAGCUUAUUCAUUGCUUAUUCUGUAAAACAAUGGGCAAAGCAUAUUAAUAGAGCUGUCUUAUGCUAAAGGAAAUUAGAGAAGUGCUAUACUGAUUGUGUAAUUUAAACAAUAAAAUUGUAGCUGAUUAUAAAAUAGCAUUGCCAGUAACAGAAAACAUUUGCUAAAAUAUUAAUUCAUUGCUUAAAAGAAAAGAAAAGAAAACAACAACACAGGUGCAGAUAUUUAAAAAUAAAGAAUAAAUAUUGAAAAUAGAUUGUACGGCAUUGCUUGUAGUGCUCUGACAGACUCUACAUAAUGGCUGACAUUGUAUUGUAAUGUGACUCAUUUGCAGUGUUUGUAUCAUUGUUGUUGACAUAAUAUCAAAAACAGCAUUUGGGUUGGUCCCUGUGCACACAUUGAAGUCGCACAUCUGUUUUACCACACACUAGUUUUUCCAUCUUCUUUUAAGAUUCAGCAAGAUCUUUUUCUCACUAAUUUAAUCAAAAACAUUAUUUAUUUAUUGAAAUUUUCAGUGAUCACUCAUUUCCAAUUCUUCAUGGAUGUCCAGUAGUAGUCUGUCACUAGCUCUAUGCAAGACGCUGGAAGUUGUGCUAUAGGUUUGCAGCAAUAUGUUUCUCUUUUUUUUCCCAUAUAACUAUCAACUGUUUUAUACUGAAAUAAGAUCUGAGCACUUACACUACUCAAGAAUGUAUUGUUUCUCUAAUUUGGUUUAGAAUUUUUUUCAUUGUUUUAGCCAAGAAAAAUGUGUACUGUAUGAUAUGUGCUCACAUAGAAUGUGAGCAUCAUCUUUCUCUGGUUCAAACAUUCCAUUCAUCAUAAACUGGUAAUAAAUCUGCUGAUGAUGAACUUAGUGGGAAUUGUAGGAGCAAUAGUGGUUUUCUCUACAUUAUCUGGCAGCUGCUAG
Messenger RNA from Schistocerca serialis cubense, 4989 nucleotides. Its product is annotated as F-box only protein 30-like. Bases 349 to 1983 code for a protein of 544 amino acids. The record is from RefSeq and is a predicted model, not a curated record. NCBI's taxonomy places the organism in Eukaryota, Metazoa, Arthropoda, Insecta, Orthoptera, Acrididae. Gene Ontology annotation, molecular function: zinc ion binding; protein binding; ubiquitin protein ligase activity. The transcript is spliced from 8 exons.